This is a messenger RNA of Exserohilum turcica Et28A, 618 nucleotides long. RefSeq lists its product as uncharacterized. Bases 1 to 618 code for a protein of 205 amino acids. NCBI's taxonomy places the organism in Eukaryota, Fungi, Ascomycota, Dothideomycetes, Pleosporales, Pleosporaceae. The record is from RefSeq and is a predicted model, not a curated record. The transcript has 3 exons.
AUGUCGAAACGAAAGCGCGGCCCUAGAAAGUCCAAACCGCCUAAGCGCGUUCGCAUGGCUAUGCAAGAUGCUGCUCAAGAAGCAGCAAUGGAAGCAGAAAUCGCUGCCGCUGAAGCUGCUGCUGUUGCCGCCGCUGAAGCAGAGAAAGCAGCAGCAAUGGCGGAAGCAGCAGAAGCAGCAGCAGCAACAGGAGACGAGGGCGAGGACGAGGAAAUCAAUGCUAUGUCACAAUCUCAACGGCCCAAUGCAGCCAACUGGGGAGGCUUGCUUGUGCGGUACCAAGAGUACAUGAACCUUCGGGUUCAAGAAGGAUACGAGAUUGCUCGCCGUUUGGCAAGAAAUUGCCCUCGGCCUGUGCGUUUUAGCACAGUUUGGUCUACGUGCUUUGAGCAAAAGUCGUAUAAAUGGACAAAUUGGCAUGAAGUGGUUCGUCCUUCUGCUAUGGUGCACGAUAUCCGGUCGAGGAUCCAGCAAAUUGGUGAAAAGAAGAUCACAAUUGUUAUCAGGGCAAUUGAUGGUUUGACAUGCAUUGAGGAAGACUUUGGCGGUUUCCUCACAAUGGUCAUCAACGAGGGCAAAGACGCCCAAAUCGUCUUCCAGAUGGAAAAAGGUCUUUGA